Molecule: messenger RNA, 1170 nt
Organism: Pochonia chlamydosporia 170
Lineage: Eukaryota; Fungi; Ascomycota; Sordariomycetes; Hypocreales; Clavicipitaceae
Product: NADPH dehydrogenase
Exons: 1
Coding region: 1-1170 (389 amino acids)
Molecular function (GO): NADPH dehydrogenase activity; FMN binding
Source: RefSeq, a predicted model, not a curated record
AUGCCCAACAGCGACUCCAGGCUUUGGCAACCUCUCAAGGUUGGAGGCCUAACUCUCCCCCACCGCAUCGUCAUGGCUCCCCUAACUCGCUACCGCAACGACGACAACCAUGCGCCAUUGGACAUGAUGAUUCAGUACUACGCAGACCGUGCCUGCGUCCCAGGCAGUCUCAUCAUCACAGAAGCCACUGGUAUCUCUGGUGCUGCCGAAGCAAGACCCCACCUCCCAAGCAUCGCUACUCCAGAAGCUGUCGCGGGCUGGAAGAGAAUAUACAAAGCUAUUCAUGACAGGGGCAGCUUCGUCUUCCAUCAGCUGUGGGAUCUUGGCCGUGGUGCUGAUCCAGACUAUGUCACCAAGCGCGGAUACAAAUAUGCGUCCAGCGGUGACUUGCAAUUAGAAGGCAAAUCUGUGCCUCCUGCACCGCUUACAGAGGAAGAGAUUUGGCAAAAGAUUGCGGAUUAUCGUCAGGCGGCUAGAAAUGUGAUUGACGCUGGCGGUGAUGGAGUAGAGGUUCACGCAGCUCAUGGAUACCUCAUUGAUCAGUUCAUACGAGAUAGCGUGAACAAUCGAACGGAUAAAUGGGGUGGCUCGGUUGAGAACCGCAGCCGGUUUCUUCUUGAAGUCGUCAAAGCUGUCACCGAAGAGAUUGGUGCCGAAAGAACAGCGUUGAGACUAAGUCCGUUCUCUCUUUACAACAGCUCCUAUUCCUCGGAUACGUGGGAGCAAACAGGAUACAUUAUCCGCAGUCUCAAGGAGCGUGGUCACAAGCUGGCGUACUUGUCUCUCGUGGAACCACGAUACGAUCCCGCCUUGUUAGGCAAAGCGCCUCCUCCAGGUACACCUCAGCCUUUUGGGGACAGGGAAAUGUCCUCCAAGUUCAUUCUCAGAGAGUGGGAUAACACUUCGCCUGUGUUCGUGGCUGGCGGCUAUACUGCUGAAUCGGCGGCCAGCGCUCUCGAUGAGACAUACAGAGACUGGGAUGUUGCUAUUGCAUUCGGACGGCCGUUUAUUUCUAAUCCGGACUUGGUGUUUCGAGUGAAGAAUGACUUGCCGUUCUCGCAAUAUAACAGGGAUACGUUCUACGUUGCGAAAAGUGAGGUUGGAUACAUCGACUAUCCAUUUAGCGAAGAGGCUGUCAAGGCGGGUUUGUCAGUGCCAGUCCAAGCAUAG